AUGACUCCCAACAGCCUCUUCACCUCUUUUCUGGCGCUCUUAAUUGCCAGCACCACCGCAGUCGACCAAACCGUGAACCCAGGUCUCAAUGCAAAACUUAAGACGGAGGCCACUGAAAUCGAUAAACAUAACAAUGAUCUGAACACGGACGAUGCCUGGAUCUUCGACUUCAACGAGCGGCCCAAUUAUACCUUUAAGCCUGGCUCUGUCGUCAAUGCCAACGCUGCUACUUUCCCAACCCUCACGGGGUUCGGCAUGACGAUGGCGAUGUUAAAUCUUGGACCGUGUGCCAUGUUGCCACCGCACAUGCAUUCGCGUGCCACCAACCUUGUUGUGGCAAUUUCUGGCAGUACCUCAACUUAUAUGUAUAGAGAGAAUGGAGUCAAGUUGGUUAAGGCGGACUUGACACCUGGGAAAAUGACGAUCUUCCCUCAGGGAAGUUUGCAUACUAUGCAGAAUAAUGGCUGCGAUAAUGCUGUCCUUGUCAGCGCUCUCAAUUCAGAAGAUACGGGCACCACCAACAUCCUCAACGGCGCACUCCGCAACUUCCCCGAGGAUCUUAUGAAGGCUGCCUUCGGUGACGCGAGUCUGGACAUUGCUAAGCUGGGCAAGAACAUUCCUGAGGUUGGCACUGGUAGCGUUCUGGGUAGCGCCGAGUGUAUGCAGAAGUGUAAGAUGACUGUUGGGCGCAGUUAUAAGCGUGGGUACAAGUUCGUGACCUAA
Lindgomyces ingoldianus is the source of this 723-nucleotide messenger RNA. RefSeq names its product RmlC-like cupin. The transcript has 2 exons. Gene Ontology annotation, cellular component: cell wall. The coding region runs from base 1 to 723 and encodes 240 amino acids. Gene Ontology annotation, molecular function: manganese ion binding. NCBI's taxonomy places the organism in Eukaryota, Fungi, Ascomycota, Dothideomycetes, Pleosporales, Lindgomycetaceae. The record is from RefSeq and is a predicted model, not a curated record.